Seriola dumerili (greater amberjack) is the source of this 1556-nucleotide messenger RNA. RefSeq names its product leucine rich repeat containing 10B (gene lrrc10b). The transcript has a single exon. Gene Ontology annotation, molecular function: protein binding. Lineage: Eukaryota; Metazoa; Chordata; Actinopteri; Carangiformes; Carangidae. The record is from RefSeq and is a predicted model, not a curated record. The coding region runs from base 140 to 1312 and encodes 390 amino acids.
AUGAUGCUGUUUGCAGCCAGUGGGUUCAACCACAAAACAACAGCAGCUCCCAGGCAGAGGGUUAACUUGUCACAGAGAGUACAGCAUCAAAUGACUCUGUCCUGACUCACAUAAGGAGUCAGGGGCUGCAGGCCACAGCAUGGGCAACUCCUCCAGGAAGGGAGAGGGAGAAGAAGAAGAGGAGGGGGGAAAGGAUGGCGAGGAGGCAGAAAUCACAGAGAAGAAGAAAGAGGAGGAAGUGGAGGUCGAGGAGGAGCUUCCACUUGGGGUGGAGGAGUUGCUGGAAAGUGGAGACCCUGUGCUGGACUUGAGCUACCGUAAAUUCAAGAGGUUACCGUUGCGUGUUUGUGGACUGAUGCACCUGGAGAAGCUGUAUGUUUGCGGUAACAGCCUGCGCACUCUGCCGGACAGCCUCUCCCAGCUGCCGGGUCUGCGGAUACUCGCCCUUGACUUCAACAAGCUGGAAGAUGUUCCCAUGGCCGUCUGCCAGCUCACUAACCUCACUCGCCUCUACCUGGGCAGCAACCGGUUGAUGACCCUCCCACCUGAGCUGAGGAACCUGCAGAGUCUGCGCUGCCUCUGGGUGGAGAGCAACUACUUCCAGAGAUUUCCACGGGUACUGUACGACCUGCCCCACCUCAAGUCCCUUCAGAUCGGGGACAACCGGCUGAAGACGCUGCCUCCUGACCUGUGGCGUAUGGAGGCUUUGAGGGGAUUAUGGCUCUAUGGAAACCGCUUUGAUACCUUUCCCAAAGUCUUGCUGCGCAUGGAGAACUUGGAGAUCUUAGACCUGGACCGCAACAAGAUAUCAGAGUUUCCCAGUCUGAAGCGUCUCCAUGCCUUGCGCCUGUUCUCCUACGACCACAACCCGGUCAAGGACCCUCCUAACGUGGGUGAGGAGGCGCUGAUCGUCGGGGAAGGGGCUGCAGAGUUCUUGGAGGAGCGUGAGGCCAAGAAGGAGAGGCGACGAAAGGCCGCAGAGAAAGAGGCUGAGGAGUUAGCUCUGGCAGGAGAGGAGCCGGUGAUUCACGGUAUUCUGAAGAACAGCAGCUCAAAACAAGCUGCAGUGACCAUAGACAACGCAAAUGUUAAAGAGGAAGAGUUCCUGGUUAAGGGGGAGGAGGUGGAAGGGGAGUACGAUGGUGCUGAGCUUGAAUAUGAUGAAGAGGGCAUCGAAUAUGAGACUGAGGAGCUUAUAUGUGAAGGAGAGGGGUUUGACUACGAGGGCGAGGAUCUGGAGUACGAAAGGGUUCAGAUGGACUAUGAGUACGAGGAUCUGGAGGACAUGGGGAGACAAGAUGAAGGGGCAUGAAAAACCCCUCAUACCUUCAGAGGAUCUGCAGGCAGGUGGAGGCGGAUGAAAGAAAAUCUGCAAAUAGAGUAUUUUAAAGAAGCUGACACAGGACGAGUGUGGGACUGUCUUAGCUGCGCUGCUAAUUUCUAAUCCGUUGUUAACUGUGAAAAUAAAGCUGGGCAUUAUGAUCCUAUAAACUGACAGCACCUGUGACAUCUCAAUCAGCUGGAAAUUACCAAAUCAGAGCAGGUCUCAGGUGGAG